UUCAUAUCGCACUAGCGAAUAGACGCUUGCUUGUAAAAGUUCAGUGGUUCUCAACCUGGUUAAUUCAGUUUAAUUCAGUUUAAUUUUAUAUUAUUUUUUGACACGAUGUUUUGCUGUGCAAGUUGUGGUGGAAAGCAUACCGAAGGUGUAAUUUGUAGUGCCUGUAAACAGCACUUCGACUUCCAGUGCUCCGGUAUUACGGAAGCGGGCUACAGGAAGCUCGGAGAUAGAAAAAAUACGUGGCGCUGCCCUAAGUGCAAAUCGGGUGCGGUUUCGCCUCAACCCAAUCAGAUGGAUAGGAUGCAAGAUCAGCUUGAAAAAAUCAUGUCUCAGCUCACUCCCUUGGCUUCACUUGUUGAGGAUGUGAAAACUAUAAAAAAUGAAAUUGGUGGUCUUAAGGACUCCUUGGAAAUGGCACACGAUCAAAUAAAGAGCUUUGUUGAUAAAGUUAAUUCUCUUGAAAUUAAGAUCGAUGAAGUGCAAAAGGUAGCAGAUGAGGUCCCAGUUUUAAAGGCUGAAAUCCAAAGAUUAAAUCAAGAGCUAGGAGAAAGGGAUCAAUGGGCCAGAUCAAAUAAUGUAGAAAUCCGAGGGAUACCACUAAAGAAUAGCGAAAAUCUUUAUGAGAUCGUACAAAAAGUUGCCACGUUAUGUAAUUAUCCUAUAAAGAACGACGAUAUCAAUUACAUUGCACGAAUACCUACCAGGAAUUCUGCAUCCGAAAAGCCGAUUGUGAUGGCACUCAAUAAUCGCUAUAAGAAGGAGGCAUUUGUGGCUUCGGCUAGGAAAUGCAAUGAGCUUAAUUUGAUAAAUUUAGGAUAUUCUACAGCUGGCAAUUUCUACGUCAAUGACCAUUUGACAUUAUCAAACAAGGAACUCUUGAGAAAGGCGAGAUCAACCGCCAAAGAAAAAAAAUUUCAAUAUGUUUGGGUCAAACACUGCAAAAUCAUGGUCAGAAAAUCAGAUACUUCGCCAAUCAUAUUCAUAAAAAACGACAAAGAUUUACUGAAAAUAAAAUAAUGUUAAAGUUUUUAUUUUGGUAUCUUAGAAUAUUGUUUAAGUGUAAAAACAGUUUGAGAACCUCGGUCAAUACUGCAUUCUUUUGUUUACUUGAGUUGGUUAGAAUAAAAGGUGGCAUCGGCCAGCGUGAUAAUGGCGUAAGUAUUUACGCUUGCAUAGGAGUGUACGCGCUACUGUUAUGUGUUAUUUGUAUUGUUCGGGUCAUUAUUGCUUGUACUCGUACACGGAUUGGUGAGCAGUUGUUAUCGCAUAUGCAAAUUGUAUUUUUAUUACUCAUCUACCUUAGUAACUACGUUCUGAUUCUUAUCUAUUUAUCUAUUGGCAUGGACAUGAAAAAGUAUUAUGGGUAUAGUUUAUUGAUUGUUAAUGUUAUUUUUGUUUGUAU
Messenger RNA from Amyelois transitella, 1402 nucleotides. RefSeq lists its product as uncharacterized. The transcript has a single exon. Bases 106 to 1017 code for a protein of 303 amino acids. The record is from RefSeq and is a predicted model, not a curated record. NCBI's taxonomy places the organism in Eukaryota, Metazoa, Arthropoda, Insecta, Lepidoptera, Pyralidae.